Molecule: messenger RNA, 1605 nt
Organism: Plasmodium cynomolgi strain B
Lineage: Eukaryota; Apicomplexa; Aconoidasida; Haemosporida; Plasmodiidae
Product: CYIR protein
Exons: 2
Coding region: 1-1605 (534 amino acids)
Source: RefSeq, a predicted model, not a curated record
AUGAAUAUAUCAAGUAAAUGGGAUAGUAUUUGUAAUUCCAAAGACUAUGACAAAAAUAAGUGCUCUAAAUAUCUUAAAUAUUGGUUAUAUGGCAAAAUAGCAGAAAAGAAACUGAAGUUUUUUCUAAUUCGUAAACUUAACGAAAAUUUAAAAGAACUUAUAGAAGGAAAAUUAUCUAUUAUUGAUGAGAAAGAUUGCACAAGGAAUUUUAUAGAAUGCGCUGCUAUAGAAGUAUUACAUAAUAAAAAAAUAUUAUAUGAUUUUUUAGAAUAUUAUAUAUAUCUAAAUGAUGAAAUGGCUAAAAUAGAAGAAAAUGCAAAAGGAGAAUACUGUAAAUACAUUACUUAUAUUUUCGAACUAUACCAUAAAUUAUAUGAGGAAGAUAGACAAUGGGGAUUAUUACACAGAUAUGAAAAUGAAUUGAAGCUUUUUAGUACUACAUUUACAAAUGAAAAUGCGUUAUCUUCUUUAAAAUCUAAGUGUAAUAUUGAUAAUUUACUUAUAAAAUCAUUGAAAGAUGUUAAAACCACAGACAUGUUAGAAGGAAAUCAAUUGAGAAGACCUGCUAUAUCAGAUAGUCAUGAUAAUAGAUUUACCAAUAUAAAAAGUGAAUAUGAAAAUGUAAUUAAAGAAUUACCAUCUUCUAAAAUAUAUAAUGAUUUUGACAAAAAAGUUUCUACUGAUGCUUAUAAUAGUAAACAUUGUGGUAAUUUAAAUGUUGAUAAGGAUCAGAUGAAAGAUAUUUGUAAAAACAUGGAAAGGAAUAUAAGAACAUUACCAGAUAAUUCACAAAUGAAUGGCUUAAGUCAUAGGGAUCGUUGUACAUAUUUAAAUUUUUGGAUAUAUGAUGAAAUAAGUAAAUUAUAUACAAAUAGAGAUGGAAAUCUUACUAACAUAACUGAAGUUGCUAAUCUUAUUGACGCAAAUAUUAAAAUUAAUAUGGAUUUAAUUAAAGAUAAUUUUAAUACAAAUAAUAAUACAGAUCCAACCAAGUUUGUUAAAUAUUACGAUUUAAGUAAAUAUAAUACAUGUUUUUUUAAUUACGAUUGUACAUUUUCUGAAUGUAGAGAAAUGAAACAUCUAUUUGAAUUUUUUAAAAACUAUGAUGAAAUUAAUAAGAAAAUUGAUUGUGAAAAAAGGAAUAAAGGUAAAUAUUAUAAAUACCUUAAAUAUAUAAGUUAUUUAUACAAUAAGCACAAAUAUGAAGAAGAAUGCUGUUCGGGGGGUGCGGAAAUCUGUCCAGAUUAUUUUUUGUCAUGUGACGAUUAUUACGACCCAAAUAAACUUUUGUCUGCAAUCGAUUCGGAUGACAUACCCACAUGUAAUAAAAUAAAAGAUCCAUCUCUAUAUAAUCUAUCUGAAGAAACAACUACUAUUAAUCCCGAGGAAGAAAAUAACAUGUAUAUAAAAUAUUUUACAUGCUCAUAUGUUACUGAUCCUAAAUUUGAAAAGAAACGCUUAAGAUGUCAGCAUCCAGUUUUCAGCGCACACUUAAACGACAAAUUAUCUGCUAGAAGAAGUGUAAUUAAACGACAAAAUAAUAAUUUAAAAGGUAAAAAAUUAACAAUUAAUGGAAAAAACCAUAAAUGUUGUUUUAAUAUCUGA